Molecule: messenger RNA, 1569 nt
Organism: Penicillium lagena
Lineage: Eukaryota; Fungi; Ascomycota; Eurotiomycetes; Eurotiales; Aspergillaceae
Product: RCC1-like domain-containing protein
Exons: 2
Coding region: 1-1569 (522 amino acids)
Cellular component (GO): cytoplasm
Molecular function (GO): guanyl-nucleotide exchange factor activity
Source: RefSeq, a predicted model, not a curated record
AUGCCCCCUAAGAAAGCUUCUGCCACACCCAAGAAGGCUGCGGCCAAGGCGACGGUGAACUCCAAGUCUACCACCACCACCACCACCUCUCGCGGCCGCAAGACCGCCACAACAGAAUCCAAGACCGAGCCCAAAACUACCAAGCCGCGUACUACCAAGUCCUCCACAAAGGAAAUGUCUUCGACCUCGAAGAAGCGCAAGGCCGAUGCCGUCGAGGAGAAGCCGCGCGAGCUCAAGAAGGCGCGUGUUACCCAGCUGCGUGAGCCCAAGCCGAAGGUCGUUAUCAAUGAAGCUCCCAAGGAUCGCCUGAAUGUCUUCGUCUGUGGUGAGGGUAGCUCCGGUGAGCUCGGUCUGGGCGCCGCGAAGAAUGUCAUCGACGUCAAGCGCCCGCGUCUCAACCAGCUUCUGUCUGCGGCGCAGGUUGGCGUCGUGCAGAUCGCCGUCGGCGGCAUGCACUGUAUUGCCCUCACGCACGACAACAAGAUCCUCACCUGGGGCGUCAACGACCAGGGUGCGCUGGGACGGGACACCGCCUGGGAGGGUGGUUACAAGGAAAUUGACGAUAAUAGUGACUCGGAUUCGGAGGACGAUGACAGCGGACUGAACCCCCGCGAGUCUACACCCACGGCUGUCCCCUCGGAAGCCUUCCCCAAGGGCACCGUCUUCGUCGAGGUCGCUGCGGCCGACAGCGCGAGCUUUGCUCUUACGGACGAUGGCCAGGUCUUUGGUUGGGGUACUUUCCGGAGCAACGAUGGAAUCCUAGGGUUCGACGCGACUCAUCGGGUCCAGAAAACGCCGGUUCUGAUCCCCGCUCUCAAGAAGAUCAAGCACUUGGCCUGUGGUGCCAACCAUGUUCUCGCCCUAAACGACAAGGGAGGCGUCCUCUCCUGGGGCUCCGGGCAGCAGAACCAGCUAGGUCGCCGGAUUGUAGAACGCAACAAGCUGAAUGGCCUGCAACCGCGGGAGUUCGGUCUUCCCAAGAACAUCGUGCACAUCGGCUGUGGAUCCUACCACGCCUUCGCCGUCCACACAUCCGGCAAGGUUUAUGCCUGGGGUCUCAACAGCUUUGGUGCAACCGCCAUCCGUGAGGGUGCUGGCGAAAGUGAGGCGGCUAUUGUGCACCCGACCGUUGUUAAGGCACUCACCGGCCGGAACGUGGACCAAAUCUCCGGCGGUUCUCACCAUUCCAUUGCGCGCACCACCGAUGGUGAGUGUCUGGUUUGGGGCCGCCUGGAUGGUUACCAGAGUGGCUUGAAGGUCGAUGCGCUCCCCGACGAUGCGGUCAUCAAGGAUGAGCGCAACCGCCCACGCAUUCUGAUCGAGCCCACCCCAAUCCCUAGCAUCAAGGCUAAGGUGGUUGCGGCCGCCUCGGACCACUCGCUCGCCAUUGACGCGGACGGCCGUGCCUGGUCCUGGGGAUUCUCGGCUACGUAUCAGACCGGCCAGGGCACCCAGGAUGAUAUCGAAGUGGCCACCGUUAUUGACAACACGGCCACUCGCGGCAAGAAGCUGAACUGGGCAGGUGCCGGCGGUCAAUUCUCUGUCUUCACCGAAGUUGCUACCCUGUGA